Molecule: messenger RNA, 1361 nt
Organism: Pseudophryne corroboree (corroboree frog)
Lineage: Eukaryota; Metazoa; Chordata; Amphibia; Anura; Myobatrachidae
Gene: ANAPC15
Product: anaphase promoting complex subunit 15
Exons: 5
Coding region: 91-546 (151 amino acids)
Biological process (GO): regulation of mitotic cell cycle spindle assembly checkpoint
Cellular component (GO): anaphase-promoting complex
Source: RefSeq, a predicted model, not a curated record
GUGUGAUAGAGAGGGAGUGGCUUGGAGGACUGACGUCAGCUCACGGGCAGCAGCAGGAUCUGUCUUUCCCCGCUCUCGGCUCUAUUAUCAAUGUCUGGAAGAGGGCGUGGCUUGCCGACCGUUUUCCGCCAUCUUGCUGCAGGCAGGGGAGCAGCUGAAGGGAGAAAGACCCUGUGUAAUAUCAUGUCCACGCUCUUCCCGUCACUGUUCCCACAAGUCACCGAGUCCCUGUGGUUUAACCUGGACCGUCCCUGUGUGGAUGAGAAUGAACUACAACAACAAGAGCAGCAGCACCAGGCCUGGCUCCAGAGCAUAGCUGAAAAGGACAACAACCUGGUGCCCAUAGGAAAGCCCACCUCUGAGCCCUAUGAUGAGGAGGAAGAGGAAGAUGACGAGGACGAUGAAGACAGCGAGGAAGACUCUGAGGAUGAUGAGGAUAUGCAGGACAUGGAUGAGAUGAAUGACUACAAUGAGUCUCCUGAUGACGGGGAGAUUGAGGCCGACAUGGAGGGAGCGGAGCAGGAUCAGGACCAGUGGAUGAUCUAGCAGAUCCCUUGGCUUGUCAUGAAGCGAUCCCUGUGUCUGUGUACCUGCAGCUGCGUUCACUGAGCGCCGGAGACCGCCCGCUUGUGCCAUGUAUAUAUUCUGUAGCAGUAUUAUAAUACGGAGGGCGGCAGAGCCCCGCGGGACUAACGGGGAAGAUUAGCCUCUGGCGCAAGAUGAUUUUCUUCUGUAUCUUCGGUGAGACCUGUUCUGCGCUGCUCCAGCUGUGAUGAUCAGACUACGGCAGAUGGCGUCCAGAUGUGAGCGGUCUGCGGCUGCGUGUACCCUCUUCUUUCCUUACAGCUGCAUAUUACAUGUUUCAUGUGACCUGCGUCUAGAGCAUGUGCCGGGUAGGGAAUGGGUUAAAGCCUAAACUCGUGUGGACCUUUUUUGGAUUUGUUUUUUAAGGGCUUAAAUGUGCAAGAAAACCAGAAAUGGACUAUUUUUAUAAGUGCUACCCCCCAGCCGCAGCCCUUGGCAAGGGGUGGUCGUGAGGGUCUUCAGGCAGCUCAAGGUCAUUUUGGUUUGUAUGGAUUAGUACGUGUACCCUGGCAGCGGGGGCGGACAUAGACUGUGCCCUCCGUACAGCCGGCUGCACUAGACGUGUCUGUCUGUGUAUGUACAUGACAUCAUAUGUUAGGAAAUGCUUAGAUAUAGGACAUGUUCUCGCACUUUGUGUCUCUUCUGCACAUUGAACGCCUACACAGGUUUUUGGGGUCCGUGUGUCAUAUGUGAGUAUUUUUACCAUGAUUUGCCGCGUUGGGAUAGCGGGAGUCGCAUCAAGUAUAUCGGGUUUGUAAUAAACAUUUUCAUUUUUA